GGACGCUGCCGCCAUCUCGUGGUGGCGGCCCCGCCGCCCGCUCUCUCGCGGGACCAGCCGCUCUCCUCCCCUUCCUCCGCCGCCCGGAAGCCGUCCCCGCUGCCUCCGCUCCCAGCCGGCUGCGGGCCGCGUGUGCUGGGCGCUGAGGCGGCGCGAUGGAGUACAUGGCGGGGCCGGCGGCCCCCAGCCAGGGCAACAUCCUGUGUUGCCAGUGGGGCGUGCCCAUCCCGCCCAACCCGGCCAACAUGUGCGUGGGCUGCCUGCGAGCGCGCGUGGACAUCACCGAGGGCAUCCCCAAGCAGCUCACCGUCAGCUUCUGCAAGCAGUGUGAAAGGUAUCUUCAGCCUCCGAACUUGAUUCAGUGUUCCUUAGAAUCAAGAGAGCUUCUUGCACUGUGUCUUAAAAAAAUCAAAGGUUCACUUAACAAGGUCCGGCUGAUUGAUGCAGGCUUAUUUGGACUGAACCACAUUCUAACGAGACUGAAGCUGAAACUGACUGUUCAGAAAGAGGUGAUAAUGGAGCGGUUCUUCACAAGUAUUUGUGGUGAUUAUAUGGUUCGCCUCAAAUGUGUGAAGACUGUCAUAGAAUUGAAGCUAAGGAGUUCUGGAAAGCUACUCUGCACAACAAAGACUUUCUUCUAUUUGGAGCAGCUGAUUUUAAAACAAGCUUCAUCAAGAAUACACUUCGCAUCAAAGAAAUCCAUGAAUGAUGGAAAUACCUACUGGCGCCACCCUUUCAAUAGCUUGUUCCACCCGAAACAGCUGGAGGAAUUUAUUGUUAUGGAUAUCAAUAGAGUUCAAGAAAGGAAGAAAGGUGCAGGUGCAGGGGCAAGAUCAAACAAACACACGCUGGCUGAAGCCUGGGUACAGAAAACCUCGGAGUUGAAUACAGAUCAUCAGUAUUUCUGCUCUACGCACUUGGGACACAUUCUAAAUCCUGGAGACCUUGUCUUAGGAUUUGACUUGGCCAACUGUAACUUGAAUGAUGAGUUUGUGAAUAAGAUGAACCCACACAGUAUUCCUGACGUGGUAUUAAUAAAGAAGAGCUAUGACCGUACCAAACGCCAGCAUCGCAGAAACUGGAAACUGAAAGAGCUGGAAAGGGACAGAGAAGGCAUGGAUACAGAUGAUGAAAGACAAUACCAAGACUUCCUUGAAGAUCUUGAAGAAGACGAAGCCAUAAGGAAAAACGUCAACAUUUACAGAAAUGCAGACAUUCCAGUGGAGAGCGACACGGAUGAUGAUGGCGCUCCACGGAUCAGUCUGGCUGAAAUGCUAGAGGAUCUCCAUAUUUCCCAGGAUGCCACUGGUGGGGAGGGAGCGAAUAUGAUGACAGAAUAAGAACAAUGCAUUAAUCAAUGCAAUUAAUACUCCCUUGGAGAGGAGGAAGUACCCCGUACAUAAGCAAACAUUAUGAACUGGGAUCACGUGGAAAUGAAAAGUAACAUGAUCCCUAUCAUGUACCCCUAAAUCAUGUUGCUGAACGAACACUUACGUAUAAAUUCCCUUGAAGAUCAGCAAUUGCAGAUAAGUUCCUGCGCAAGCAUUGCAGCAUCAGCUCCACACGUUCUUUGCACCUCUUGAGCACUUUCUCCUGCAGCUUCUGCAGGUAAAGACCACUUGAUUAACUGCAGGUUUAUCCAUCAGUUGUCUAAGUGGAAGACGAUUAUUAAGGAAGAAUGUCCAGAGGGAGAGAUUUUAUUCUAGUUUGCUAGACUUUUAUCCGCUGUAAAUGGCUUCCUUUUCUUCACCUGAAAAGGAUUUUUUCGUGUCUUAAUCUUUUUGGUACAAUGGUUUGAAGCCUUUUAUGACGAUGCUAGAUUAUUUGAUAUAAUAUUUGGGGAAAGUUCAAGAAUGUAUCUUCGGAUCCUUUGAUAAGGAGGCUCCAAAUAUACAUGUUGUGUACACAAAAACACUUCCUUUUAAAUUGUUUGAAGAUGCAGCCCAUAAUCAGAAAAAAAUGAGUCUUCUGUUAAAUGGUAAUGAAUAUUUUAUUGUACUGUAUUCCAUGCCUGUAUCGGUGGAUUAAAAGCAGUUUUCUUUUUAAUUAGUAACACCCAUUAACAACUAUUAAAAGACUAUACGGA
Molecule: messenger RNA, 2086 nt
Organism: Cygnus olor (mute swan)
Lineage: Eukaryota; Metazoa; Chordata; Aves; Anseriformes; Anatidae
Gene: NMD3
Product: NMD3 ribosome export adaptor
Biological process (GO): ribosomal large subunit export from nucleus
Cellular component (GO): cytoplasm; nucleus
Molecular function (GO): ribosomal large subunit binding
Source: RefSeq, a predicted model, not a curated record